This is a messenger RNA of Didymodactylos carnosus, 765 nucleotides long. The record is from the annotation of a GenBank genome assembly. NCBI's taxonomy places the organism in Eukaryota, Metazoa, Rotifera, Eurotatoria, Philodinida, Philodinidae.
AUGAAAAAGUCUUGUGUCGUUCUAAAAAGAAAAGGUAUGAGAAAAGAUCUUAUUCUAACGCUAGAAGCAAGAUUACGACGAAAAAAACGUUUGGAAGAAAAUAAUCAAUUAUUCAAUCAUACAGAUGCGGUUACAGUAGAUGAUAGAGAUCAUCACUAUCAACAAGAUAACAAUAAUGUUACAACUGUUCAAAAUUUCACCCGUAUCACAACAACAGUAGAUAAAGUAUUAUUUACUAAUGAAGAUCGUCUUCAAAUUCAAUGUAUUCAAACAUCAUAUCUAAUUAGUCAUCAAUCAACUGUUCCACCAUUGAUUCCGUAUCAAAUUAAGGAUAAAAUGGAAGCAUUAACAUACAUAAUGGAUAUACAAAAUUUUACAGCUUUAAAAUUUAUUGAUUAUUUGAAAUUAAUACCAGAAUUUAAACAAUUAGAUGAAAAUGUUCGUUUUAUACUCGUUAAAUAUAAUUUGGUUUACGCAUUUGUUUUAGCAAAAUCAUUGGAUUUGGAUUAUAUCCAUGGAACAUAUUUGGAAUCGUCAAAUGAAUGUAUUCAACAACGUAAAGCAUUACUUACUCUAUGUCACUUUGAAGAAAUUCAUCAAAAUUAUUUGCAACUAAUGUCUGUUCUGAUCAACAUAACGGAAAAUAAUCAAAGUAUUAUACAUUUACUUAUUAUCGUUACGAUAUUUUCAAAAGGUAUAUCGGAAAGUGAUAAUCAACCAGCGUUGUCAAAUUUUGCUCAAGCGUGGUUCAAUGUAAAUAUGUAG